UAUGACAAUGUACCUCAUUUGGGUUUCUCUUUUAUUUCAGGAGUCGAUGCAACAGUCUUUACUUUGCAAAAUAGAUGUAGGAACACAGUAUGGCCUGGGAUCCUAUCAGCAGCAGGAAAACCACAACUCAUUGAAGGUGGAGUUCAGCUAGAACCUGGCCUGGCCAUGAAAAUCACUGCACCAAAAGGGUGGUCUGGCCGCUUCUGGGGGCGGCAUGGAUGCACCUUUGAUAGCUCCGGUAGCGGAACAUGCAUCACUGGAGACUGUGGAGGAAAACUUAGAUGUGCUGGAGAUGGAGGUGUACCACCAGCUUCACUAGCAGAGUUUACACUAGACAGCCCUGAGGGGGAUUUUUAUGAUGUUAGCCUUGUUGAUGGUUACAACAUGCCAGUGUCAAUCUUCCCUUCUGGAGGAUCUGGGGAGUGUAAGGAAGUUAUAUGCCGUUUAGAUUUGAAGAGAAACUGCCCAAGUGGAUUGGAGUUGAGAUAUAAAAAUGACAUUGUUGGUUGUAAGAGUGCAUGUAUGGCAUUCAACAAGCCAGAAUAUUGUUGUACUGGAGAGUUCAAUAGCCCCAACAAAUGCAAGCCAACGAGUUAUUCAAAGGUGUUCAAGGCUUCUUGUCCUCAGGCUUAUAGCUAUGCCUAUGAUGAUGCAACCAGCACUUUCACUUGCCAAGGAGCAGAUUACUUAAUUAGGUUUUGUUAG
This is a messenger RNA of Gastrolobium bilobum, 705 nucleotides long. Its product is annotated as pathogenesis-related thaumatin-like protein 3.5. Gene Ontology annotation, cellular component: extracellular region. The annotation marks the transcript as partial. Lineage: Eukaryota; Viridiplantae; Streptophyta; Magnoliopsida; Fabales; Fabaceae. The record is from RefSeq and is a predicted model, not a curated record. Gene Ontology annotation, biological process: defense response. The transcript has a single exon.